Aureobasidium melanogenum CBS 110374 is the source of this 1371-nucleotide messenger RNA. RefSeq names its product Ca2+:H+ antiporter. The record is from RefSeq and is a predicted model, not a curated record. Gene Ontology annotation, cellular component: fungal-type vacuole membrane. The coding region runs from base 1 to 1371 and encodes 456 amino acids. Gene Ontology annotation, biological process: intracellular calcium ion homeostasis; calcium ion transmembrane transport. The transcript has 3 exons. NCBI's taxonomy places the organism in Eukaryota, Fungi, Ascomycota, Dothideomycetes, Dothideales, Saccotheciaceae. Gene Ontology annotation, molecular function: calcium:proton antiporter activity.
AUGACAACUCCACGUCGCGCAAGUCAACAAUCGACAAGUCCAUAUACACACGAACCGAAACCUCAGCAAGAGCGCGAAGAUGGCAACCUGCCCCAAUACAACUCCAAUGGCCAUGUUGUGACUCGAGGCAUCCAACCUAACGGCGAGAGUGGCAGACAAUGGUUCCAUCCUUACCAUUUCUUGAGGGUGUGUUGGGCUAGUUCAUGUACUGCUUCCAAGUAUGUAAAUGUUCUAUGGCCGUUCGUUCCUGCCGCUAUUGCCUUGCACUUCGCCAGGCCCGAGCAACACCUUUGGAUCUUCAUCCUGUCUUACGUCGCCAUGGUCCCCUCAGCAAACUUGAUAGGCUUCGCGGGUCAAGAACUGGCGAGGAAGCUUCCAACUGUUCUCGGCGUUGUCCUUGAGACCACAUUGGGAUCCCUGGUUGAGAUGAUUCUCUUCAUUGUGCUUCUGGUCAACCAAGGAGCCCAAGGUGUUCCUGUCGUUCAAGCCGCCAUUCUUGGUAGUAUUCUAGCGAACUUGCUGCUCUGCAUGGGACUCUGCUUCUUCUUCGGAGGCCUGCGCCGCCACGAACAGCAAUUCCACGACGUCGUUAGUGACACAGGGAGCAAUCUCAUGCUGGUUGCUGGCAUGGCCCUCGUGAUCCCGGUCACUUACGCCAACGCUCUUAGAGGCCGCGAGAAUCUGUCUACCAACCAGCUCGAGCUCGAGGUUGUCAAGAUUUCUCGCGCUACUGCUAUCGUUCUUGUUCUGGCAUUCGCGGUUUACACCUUCUUCCAGAUGAAGUCGCAUCAUGGAUUCUAUGAUGACAUUCUUGAACAGGACGAACAGAAUGACGUGGAUCGUCAUCGUGAUUUGGCUAAACCGAAGCUGACCCUCACUGAGUCCGUCAUAGCUCUUGCUCUCGCCAUCACUUUCGUCUCAAUGAUGGCCGUUUUCCUUGUUGAAAACAUCGAUUAUAUGAUCCAUCACCGUCAUAUAUCGGACUCCUUCCUUGGCCUCAUUUUGGUUCCACUGGUCGAAAAGGCUGCCGAACACAUUACCGCGAUCGAUGAAGCAUGGGAUAAUCAGAUGAACUUUGCCCUGUCACAUAUUCUGGGUGCAUCUAUUCAGACCGCGUUGUUGAACACUCCUCUUGCAGUCAUAGUUGGUUGGGGACUGGACAUACACAUGUCUAUGAACUUUGAGAUGUUUGAUGCAGUCGUCCUCAUCCUGGCUAUCUUGGUGGUCGGCCAAUUCUUGCGUGACGGCAAGUCCAACUAUCUUGAAGGAGCGCUGUGCUUCUUUGUGUAUGUGCUUAUCGCCGUUGCUGCUUUCUAUUAUCCCAACCCAGUCGAGGGGCACGAGACUGCGGGCAGUAGUGUGUCUGAAUAA